AACAACAAACGUUGCAAUUGAAAAACAACGACUGUUGAUGCAAUGUGAGAGCAAGAUGGCCUGUAGACGAGGAAUUGUGCUUAUAGCGGGCCUUAGUCUCAUUUGCCAUGCUCUAAGCUUAAAAGUAUCAACUGGCUAUCACAUCGUACAUAACGAGCAACUACAACCACAGCACAACUACGGUAGCUUCAAAUACCUACAAGGAAUUCCUCCAUACUUAAUUGGAAAUGCACUGCCCACAUCGUCUGCUCCACAAAAUCCGUUCUCUCUGGCCCCGAACCCCCAAUCUCCCUAUGGGUACAGCUUCCCAAUGCCCGGUCAAGCAAACUGCGGUAGACCACCAGCCUUCUGCGAGAAGACCUCAUAUCGUUCGUUAGACGGAUCCUGUAAUAACCUGCAACGCCCGGAAUUGGGAGAGGCUAAUAGCCGGUAUGGUCGCCUCUUGACGCCAAAGUAUGCGGAUGGUAUCUCAGCCCCGCCCCGCUCAAUCACCGGCAAUGAGUUGCCUAGUGCCCGUUUGGUUUCCGUAGUUGCGUUCGGCGAAGAAGACGUCCCAGAUCCCCAGUUUACCCUUCACAACAUGCAAUGGGGACAGAUAAUGACACACGAUAUGAGUAUGCAGGCUGGAGGCACCCAAUCCAAAAAGCAUCCAACACAAUGUUGUACCGACGAUGGCCGACUUGUGGGUUUGGAUACGGCCCAUAAGACCUGCUUUGCCAUCAUUGUACCUCCACAUGACCCAGCGUACUCUCAAGUGGGUACGGAAUGUCUCAACUUUGUACGCACCCUCACAGAUCGAGAUGCCAAUUGCCAAUAUACCGGUGGACCAGCAGAGCAACUGACAGUGGUGACGUCGUAUCUGGAUCUUUCGCUUGUUUACGGCAAUUCUAUAGAGCAGAACAGAGAUAUACGAGAAUUCCAGGGUGGACGUAUGAUAGUGGAGGAGAGAAAUGGAGCCAAAUGGUUGCCAUUGUCGCGCAAUAUUACCGGUGAUUGCGAUGCUGUCGAUCCAAACGAAGUCUGCUAUAGAUCGGGUGAUGUGCGCGUCAAUCAGAAUCCAGGCCUAGCUCUUCUGCAAACUGUACUCUUGCGUGAACAUAAUCGCAUUGCUGACCAUCUUGCGGCUCUCAAUCCCCACUACGACGAUCGUACUCUUUUCCAGGAGGCUCGCAAAAUAAACAUUGCGCAAUAUCAGCAUAUUAAUUACUACGAAUGGUUACCCAUUUUCUUGGGAGCUGAGAAUAUGUUAAAGAACCGUUUGAUAUACAAGGCGCCCGGUGGUAGCUAUGUUAACGAUUACGAUCCCAGCAUAGACCCCUCUGUGUUGAACGAACAUGCAACGGCUGCGUUCCGAUACUUUCAUUCCCAAAUCGAAGGCAGACUCGAUCUUUUGUCUGAACUGCGCAGCGUGCUUGGAUCCCUGACCCUCAGUGACUGGUUCAAUCGUCCGGGCAUUCUUGAGGUCGGCGAUAACUUUGAUUCGCUUAGCAGAGGACAUGCCACACAGCCUGAAGAGUUGACAGACAUUAACUUUGAUAGACAAAUCAAACACUUCUUAUUUAGACGAAAUGCACCAUUCGGAUCAGAUCUGCGUUCCCUGGAUAUACAGCGUAAUCGCGAUCAUGGCCUUGCUUCCUAUAAUGAUAUGCGAGAAUUCUGUGGAUUCGCGAGAGCUCACAGCUGGGAGGACUUCGCCGAUCUUAUCAGUCCACAAAUAAUCCAAAAUCUGAAGUCGCUAUAUGACAGUCACGAAGAUGUGGACUUAACUGUCGGCGGCUCUUUAGAGGCACAUGUGGCCGGAGCACUAGCUGGUCCCACAUUCCUUUGCAUUCUAACCGAACAAUUUUACAGAACUCGAGUUGGUGAUCGAUUUUUCUUCGAAAACGGCGAUAAAAACACCGGCUUUACCACAGAUCAACUGGCAGAGCUUAGAAAAGCAAGUAUGGCACGUUUGCUGUGCGAUAACGGUAACAACAUAGCUUCUAUGCAGCCGCAGGCCUUCAAAACGGUGUCGGGAUCAAAUCCCAUUGUGCCAUGCUCGAAUAUUCCAGCUGUCGAUCUAACAAAAUGGAUUGACCAAAAGCCAUACACUGCCGCAGAGCAUUCUGUUCAUUUCGGGAAGAAGUGAUAACAUCUUGUAUGCCCCAAUGGAAUAUAUUAUUCAAUAUUGUAGUUAAAUCCUUAUAAAUUUGUAAAUUUCCAUUCAAUUUAUUAAUAGUG
This is a messenger RNA of Scaptodrosophila lebanonensis, 2220 nucleotides long. Its product is annotated as peroxidase. NCBI's taxonomy places the organism in Eukaryota, Metazoa, Arthropoda, Insecta, Diptera, Drosophilidae. Gene Ontology annotation, biological process: response to oxidative stress. The record is from RefSeq and is a predicted model, not a curated record. The transcript has 9 exons. The coding region runs from base 38 to 2128 and encodes 696 amino acids. Gene Ontology annotation, molecular function: peroxidase activity; heme binding.